AUGGGUACCGAAGAGGAAGUUGUAUCUGUUGAGCUUCCAGCACCUUCUUCAUGGAAGAAAUUGUUUUUUCCCAACAAAGUUGGAUCAGUAAAGAAAACGGAGAUUGUGUUUGUUGCUCCAACCGGUGAGGAGAUAAGUAACAGAAAGCAGCUGGAGCAGUAUCUCAAAUCGCAUCCUGGAAACCCGGCGAUCGCAGAGUUUGAUUGGACCACUAGUGGGACGCCUAGGAGAUCUGCAAGAAUCAGUGAGAAGACUAAGUCGACGCCGUCACCAGAUAAAGAACCGCCUAAGAAGCGAGGUCGAACUAAAUCUUCUGGGUCAAAGAAAGAUACAGAAGGUGAGAAAUCAGAGGUAGUAGGAGAUGAAAACUCUCAUGUGCAAGACACUGAAAUGGUUCUGAAUGAGGGAAACGGUGGGAAUGAGAAUGUAACUGGUAAGGAUGGGUCUGGUGAAACCGAGAAGGCGAAUGAUGCGAAACACGACUUGGUUGCAGAGGAAACUCCAAAUGCAGCUCCAGUUCAAGAAGCUGGUGAGUUAAUGAAGGAGAAGGCAGAUCUAGUUGAGGAUAGUAUUAAGGAGAGAGUGGAGUCUCAGACUGGAAAAGAAGAAGAGACUGGUUCAACCGAAAAGAAACCGGUUGAUGAUAAAACUGUUGAAGCUACCGGUGAUGAGGAAAAGAAGGAAACUGCAGGCCAAGGAGCACCCGAGUCUGAAGCCGAGACAGUAAACCAUGAGGGAAAUGGUCUGAAAACAGAAGCCGAGGGGAAAGAGAAAACAGCAGAAGCAGAUCAUGCUACUGAAAAGCCUUGCACUGCUUCUGCUAGCUCAUGA
This is a messenger RNA of Arabis nemorensis, 831 nucleotides long. NCBI's taxonomy places the organism in Eukaryota, Viridiplantae, Streptophyta, Magnoliopsida, Brassicales, Brassicaceae. The record is from the annotation of a GenBank genome assembly.